Molecule: messenger RNA, 2401 nt
Organism: Drosophila rhopaloa
Lineage: Eukaryota; Metazoa; Arthropoda; Insecta; Diptera; Drosophilidae
Product: basic salivary proline-rich protein 2
Source: RefSeq, a predicted model, not a curated record
GCAAAACGCGAGCGAUUUUUGUUCAGUUGUUCGAGUAACUUUGCACGAAACAAAGGCGAAAAUCGCACGCGGCAGAAACAGCAAACGACGGAAUACACAGCAAACCAAAAAUGUCCCUUUACCCGAGGCGGCUCAGUGGCAGCCUGUUGGUGGUAGUGCUCCUUGUAUUGGCGCUAACCACCGAGGAUGUGGAUGCCAAAUGGAAGUCCAGUGGCGGCAGAAGCCGCGGAAGCUCCAGUUCCAGUUCCGGCAGAAGGACCUCAUCCCCAUCCUAUUCAGCUCCCUCCUACCACGUUCCUUCUUACCACGCUCCUUCCUACCAUGCGCCACCUGCACACCACUCAGUUCCAGCACACCACUCAGCUCCUGCACACCACUCAAACGUGGACAACACGAGGCUGAGCUACGGCGGUGGAACCCAUACGCAGCCGGCCAAGGUGGCCAUUCCGCAGACACACAGUGCGGCGCCCUCGGCCCCCGCCUCCCCAAUCGGCUGGAAUGUCCCUGCCAAGCCCCAAGGACCUCCGCCGGCCUACUCCCACUCGAACCCCGUGGGUGGAGCUCACACCAACAUCAACGAGCGUCCGCCAGCCUACAAUCCGGCCUUCAAGCCGGCACCACCUAGCUAUACGGCGGCCACCCAGACGCACGGCAGCCCGAGUCUGCAGAGUCCAUCCCGUCCAGCCAGUCCAAGUUCCAGUGGAUCCCACUACUAUGGCGGAGCAAACUCCAACACUGGCUACCGCGGGCGCAGCAACUCCACGGGAGGAUAUGGAUCGUCGGGUGGCUAUCAGCCCAUCACUGCCACCAAUGCCCACAACGUGCAGUCGAGCUAUCCGCGCCAGCAGUUGCCACCCGGAGCCACCUACCAUCCAGCUGGUCAGAUUCCGGCCGGAGCCACCUACCAUCCCUCCGGCGGAUAUCCGGCAGGAGCCUCGUACCACCCGGCUGGCCAGGUGCCCCACGGAGCCACUUACUACCCGUCGGGCCACGUUCCGGCCGGAGCCACGUACCAUCCCGCCGGCAGCUAUCCGGCCGGAGGCGGAUACUAUCCCCAAGGACCCGUGGCCGGAGGAGUCCCAGCAGGAGCCACCUUCCUGCCCGCCGGAGGAGCCCUGCCCCCAGGAGCUGUUUACUAUCCGCAGGCGCCGCAAAAGUCCUCUUCAGGCUUUGGAUUGGGCACUGGUCUCAUUGCUGGAGCCUUGGGUGGUGCCAUCCUGGGUCACGCCCUCACUCCAACCCAAACCCGUGUGGUGGACCAUUCGAAUUCCUACUCCGGCGGUGGAGGAGGUGGUGGCGGCGGCGGCGGCGACGACAAGAUCAUAAUUAUCAACAACGGCCCACCUGGAUCUGUGACCACCAGUGAUGUGGGGUCUGGCACUACGGUGAUAAACACUGGAGGAACCCAGGCAGCGGCUAGUCCCUCGCUGCCAGUGCCACCUGUUUACGCGGCUCCUCCUGCUCCUGGCGUCCAAGCUCUUCCUGUUCCACCAGUUCCAGGAGCUGUGCCAUUGGCGCCUUUGGGUCCUUCCCCACCAGCCCCGUCUGAUCCUUCGGCUCCAGCCCCUGGAACUGGAACACCAGUUGGCCCUGGAACUCCAGUUGCCCCAGGAACACCAGUUGCCCCAGGAACUCCAGUUGCCCCUGGAACUCCAGUUGCAGCAGGUGUCCCGGAUCCAGCGGAUCCCAAUGCCCCAGUUCCUCCUGCACCUGGCGCCCCCGCUGAUCCCAAUGCCCCACCUGCUGGACAGAUUAUUUGUGUGCCCGUGAAAGUACCACAACCAGAUCCGAAGGAUCCCACCAAGACGAUCGAGGUGGACCAGAUCGCCUGCUAUCCAGCACCACCGCCGGAAACUGCUCCUCCGGCCAAUGGAACCGCACCCGUUGAGGGGCCUGUGCCCGCUCCGAUUUCUGGCCCGGGAGCGGUCCAACUAGCUCCCUUCGAGGCCACUACGCCCUUAACCAUUCCAGAGGGAUCUGUGCCGUUGGCUCCAAUAAUCCCCGGCAGUCAGCCGGAUAUCAUGAGGAUGCCGGGACUCACCCAGGCAAGACUGUCCGCUGAAUCGGGAUUGAAAGAUGCACACAGUGUGGCUGGGCCAACCUUCGGACACUUCAGCCUCAUCUCCACUGUGGUGACCCUGAUUGUGGCCUACUGUCUCCACUGAACGCCCAUCUCCACUUCAAUCAUUUCUCAAUCAAGGACGCAGUGUUAUUGGCAACCGGAAAGCUUUAACUAAUUUAUUGCCAUUCUGUGGGACACGAGAUUCAAAUAGAUUUAUAAAUCUAGCCGCAACCAAUAGGUUCUCUUUAUAUAUUUUGUAAAAAAACGAAUUUUUGAUAUGUACUCGGAGUUCUGCUAGACCUCAAACUAAGCCACCAAUAAAUGUAUAAACUAUUAAAA